This is a messenger RNA of Ipomoea triloba (trilobed morning glory), 2240 nucleotides long. RefSeq names its product serine/threonine-protein phosphatase 2A 65 kDa regulatory subunit A beta isoform. Gene Ontology annotation, biological process: protein dephosphorylation. Gene Ontology annotation, cellular component: protein phosphatase type 2A complex; cytoplasm. Gene Ontology annotation, molecular function: protein binding; protein phosphatase regulator activity. The transcript has 13 exons. Lineage: Eukaryota; Viridiplantae; Streptophyta; Magnoliopsida; Solanales; Convolvulaceae. Bases 177 to 1940 code for a protein of 587 amino acids. The record is from RefSeq and is a predicted model, not a curated record.
AGCACACAAACGCUCUCGAGCCACGUUCUUUUAACGGAAUUCAAAAUACCACGACAUAUUCAACACAUUCUCUCUGUAUCUCCGGCGAAAGAAACAACAACUUCGAAUCUCAGGCGCCGGCUGGCGGGAGCUCAUUUCCUCCGCUGUUGUAGUUGCAAGUAAAUUUUGAGGACACAAUGGCAAUGGCUGACGAGCCACUGUACCCAAUAGCUGUGUUGAUAGAGGAGCUAAAGAAUGAUGACAUUCAACUGCGGUUGAAUUCUGUCCGGAGGCUAUCUACUAUAGCACGUGCACUUGGGGAGGAAAGAACUCGGAAGGAGUUAAUCCCAUUCCUGAGUGAGAACAAUGAUGAUGAUGAUGAGGUGUUGCUUGCAAUGGCAGAGGAGUUAGCUGUGUUUAUUCCUUAUGUUGGAGGUGUGGAGCAUGCUCAUGUGUUGCUACCGCCCUUAGAGACACUUUGCUCAGUGGAGGAGACCUGUGUGAGAGAAAAGGCUGUGGAAUCCUUGUGCAGAAUUGGGGCUCAGAUGCGGGAGGCUGAUUUGGUUGAUUGGUUUAUUCCUCUUGUUAAGAGGCUGGCAGCUGGUGAAUGGUUUACUGCCAGAGUGUCUGCAUGUGGACUCUUUCAUAUUGCUUAUGCAAGUGCCUCUGAGGCACUAAAGACAGAAUUGCGGUCAUUAUACAGCCAGCUAUGCCAGGAUGAUAUGCCUAUGGUAAGAAGGUCUGCUGCAACAAACCUGGCAAAGUUUGCUGUUAGUGUCGAACCUGCUCACCUCAAGACUGACAUCAUGUCAAUAUUUGAUGAUCUUACUCAUGAUGAUCAGGACUCUGUUCGCCUAUUAGCUGUAGAGGGCUGUGGUGCUUUAGGCAAAUUACUGGAGCCCCAAGAUUGUAUUGGCCAUAUCUUGCCUGUUGUGGUCAACUUCUCUCAGGAUAAGUCUUGGCGUGUGCGGUAUUUGGUUGCAAACCAGUUAUAUGAGCUAUGUGAAGCUGUUGGGCCCGAACCAACAAGGACGGAUUUGGUUCCUGCUUAUGUACGCUUACUUCGAGAUAAUGAAGCGGAAGUACGUAUAGCUGCUGCUGGGAAAGUCACCAAAUUUUGUCGGAUUCUUAGUCCUGAACUUGCUAUUCAGCAUAUUCUUCCAUGUGUGAAGGAAUUGUCAUCAGAUUCUUCCCAGCAUGUGCGAUCUGCUUUGGCUUCUGUCAUAAUGGGAAUGGCUCCUAUUUUGGGGAAAGAUGCAACCAUUGAACAUCUACUUCCAAUAUUUCUUUCUCUUCUGAAGGAUGAAUUUCCUGAUGUACGACUUAACAUUAUUAGCAAGUUGGAUCAAGUCAACCAGGUUAUUGGAAUUGAUUUGUUAUCCCAAUCUCUACUACCGGCAAUAGUUGAGCUUGCAGAGGACAGGCAUUGGAGAGUUCGUCUUGCAAUAAUUGAAUACAUACCUUUGUUGGCUAGUCAACUGGGUAUUGAUUUUUUUGAUGAUAAGCUUGGAGCUCUUUGUAUGCAGUGGCUGCAGGACAAGGUUCAUUCAAUAAGAGAUGCUGCUGCUAAUAACUUGAAGCGCCUAGCAGAAGAAUUUGGUCCAGAAUGGGCAAUGCAGCACAUCAUUCCUCAGGUCUUGGAUAUGGUCACUAAUCCCCAUUAUUUGUACCGAAUGACAAUUCUCCGUGCAAUUUCAUUGCUUGCACCUGUUAUGGGCUCUGAGAUAACAUGUUCCAAAUUGCUGCCUGCCAUCAUUACAGCAUCUAAGGAUAGAGUGCCCAACAUCAAAUUUAACGUAGCAAAGGUUUUACAGUCACUUAUCCCCAUUGUUGACCAAUCAGUGGCAGAAAAAAUCAUUCGUCCCUGUUUGAUAGAGUUGGCAGAGGAUCCUGAUGUCGAUGUUCGCUUUUAUGCCAAUCAAGCACUUCAGUCAAUUGAUAAGGUCAUGAUGUCAAGCUAGAUGAAGCUUAGAAGGGAACUUGCACUGGACACAUCUUCUCUAAGUUUAACCUUUUGCUGAUAUUAUGGAGGUUCCAUGAUCUGCAGGGCAUAUGUAUUGUUGUUCUUUGUUAAUUAAGCUUAUUUUUUCUCUCAUAGUCUGUUUUUCAUAGAAAUCUGCUAGUGAAAUGCUAUGACUAAUGCUCUAUAUAUCCAUACUCAUUUUGGUGAGUUUGAUUUUAAUUAAUUUGUAAUCAUAUUUUAUAUUUAUUUUUAUUCACUUUCAAGUUUGAAUCGAAACUUUUGUGCUACUCUUGUUUCA